CCGGACGCAGCGGAGGGAGCGCGGAGCUCCCCCCUCGCCGCCAUGGCAGCUCCGCUCGGUACCGGCGCCUUCACGGAGGAGACCGGGCAGGAGAAACAGCAAAAAUACUUCGAUUCUGGCGACUACAACAUGGCCAAGGCCAAGAUGAAGAACAAGCAGCUGCCGAGUGCAGGGCCUGACAAGAACCUGGUGACAGGAGACCACAUCCCCACGCCCCAGGACCUGCCCCAGAGGAAAUCCUCGCUGGUCACCAGCAAGCUGGCAGGGUAGCUGCGCUCCCAGCCGGGGGCUGCCCUCUUUUUCUCUCUUUUUUUGGGCUAAAGGGAUUGAAUUCGCUGUACCGUAGGGGUGGGAGCAGCAGAACCCACGUGGUGGUUUGAGUCUUUGCAGCAAGCACACCCCAGAGCUGCUGGGGGGCAGGGCUGGCUUGGCCCUUCCUCUCUCAGAGGCUUUGCCUUAAUUUUGCUGCUCUUUGGAGCCGUCCUGGCUCACAGUGGCUGGGAGAGCUCCAGAAGAACCAUCCUGGAAUCAUCCUAGAACCAUCCUGGAGCUAUCCUGGAGACAUCCUGGAGACAUCCUGGAACCAUCCUAGAACCAUCCUGGCUCACAGUGGCUGGGAGAGCCCUGGAAGAACCAUCCUGGAGACAUCCUGGCACCAUCCUGGAGCUGUCCUGGCACCAUCCAGGUUCACAGAUGGAGCUCUGCCUCUUUCCUGGUUGGGAGAACUCCAGAAGAACCAUCCUGGAACCAUCCUGGAGACAUCCUGCAGCCAUCCUGGCAACAUCCUGGCUCACAGAUGGAGCUCUGCCUCCUUCUUGGCUGGGAGAGCCCCAGAAAAACCAUCCUGGAGACAUCCUGGAGCCAUCCUGGAGCCGUCCUGGAGCUGUCCUGGAGCUGUCCUGGCUCACAGAUGGAGCUCUGCCUCUUUCCUGGCUGGGAGAAGUCCAGAAGAACCAUCCUGGAAUCAUCCUGGAGACAUCCUGGAAUCAUCCUGGCACCAUCCUGGAGCUGUCCUGGGACCAUCCUGGCUCACAGGUGGAGCUCUGCCUCCUUGAUGGCUGGGAGAACUCCAGAAGAACCAUCCUGGAAUCAUCCUGGAGACAUCCUGGAAUCAUCCUGGCACCAUCCUGGAGACAUCCUGGCUCACAGGUGGAGCUCUGCCUCCUUGAUGGCUGGGAGAACUCCAGAAGAACCAUCCUGGAAUCAUCCUGGCACCAUCCUGGAGCUGUCCUGGGACCAUCCUGGCUCACAGGUGGAGCUCUGCCUCCUUGCUGGCUGGGAGAGCCCCCGAGGAGCAGAGGGGGCUCGGGGGAGGCACCUGGAGGAGAGCAGAGGGCAGGGCUGGGGGGUGGGAAGGGAUUUCAGGGCUUGGGGUCACAGAGACUGGGGCAGCUGGGCAGGAGAGUGAUCCUAGAUCUCACAGGUGUGAUCCCAGAUCUGGAAAUUGUCAUCUCAGACCUGGAAAUUGCUAUCCCUGAUCUGGCAGGUGUGAUCCCAGAUCUGAAAAUAGUGAUCCCAGAUGUGGAAAGUGAUCCCAGAUGUCACAGGUGUGAUCCCAGACCUGGAAAUUGUGAUCCCA
Messenger RNA from Onychostruthus taczanowskii (white-rumped snowfinch), 1579 nucleotides. Its product is annotated as alpha-endosulfine-like. Gene Ontology annotation, cellular component: cytoplasm. Bases 43 to 270 code for a protein of 75 amino acids. Gene Ontology annotation, molecular function: protein phosphatase inhibitor activity. NCBI's taxonomy places the organism in Eukaryota, Metazoa, Chordata, Aves, Passeriformes, Passeridae. The record is from RefSeq and is a predicted model, not a curated record. The transcript is spliced from 2 exons.